GGCGCUCUUGAAGCUUGAAGGCUGCCAUCCGAUCUCCUAGUCAAUUCUCGUCUAAGCAAUUAACAAAUAUUACGAUUGCCCGGUUCAAUGUACCCUGCACGAUGACAUGACGAACACGUCCAAAUGGCAGGGCUACUACCUCCAAAGGACAACUCUUCCAGCCAGUAAUGGUGUCUUCGCAGAAGGGUAGGCAUAUCAAUUACCAUUCAGUUCCUCAGAGUCACAAGACCGUGACUUGUCAGGGACUCAGGGUAUGCCUUGGCCCCCUGCAGGAUGAUCACUCUUUUUAUACACUUUUCCUGCUCUCGUUUUAGUCACAUCGUCAGUAUUUAAGCGAAAACUAAGUUCCGACCUCUUCAAGCACACGUCCCACCAGCUGUACCGCUCGAAAAGAUAUCUGAAACAUUCAAGUCAUCCGAGUAUAUAUGUCCACGUCCAUUUCGGCAUCUCAGUGGGGUUCCCCUACCGCUUCUAGGCGGGCUCUCCUCAUUCAUGGGUUGACUAUGUCCUCACAAUCAUGGGAGGGCGUUGCUCAGCUAUUAGCAACAGAAGGGUUCUUUGUUGUCGCGCCGAAUCUCCUUGGGCACGCAUGGAGACGAGGCACCGACUAUCGUGUGUCCACCCUUGCUGAGGACCUCCGACCGUAUUUUGUCAUGGACACGUCCUACGAUGUGAUCAUAGGUCACUCUCUUGGGGGCGCGGUGACCUUAUCGCUCUUGCCAUUCCUGUCCAACACAAAAGAAACAACUGUUAUACUCCUCGAUCCUGCCCUCGAGCUCACAAAGGAGAUCGUCGACAAGUAUGAAAACUGGUUUCUGAAGGAGAUUGCCAAUCUCAGAACCGCUGACGACCACAUGGCUGAGAACCCUGCUUGGUCUCGAGGUGACAGCACAUUAAGAGCGCUGGGAAUCUCCAUGUGUGAUCAUACUGUUGUCAAGAGGAUAUUUGAGCAUAACAGGCCAUGGUCUUUUAGUGGCCUGCUCAAAAACAUUUCACCCCAAGUGAAUAUCACUGUGCUGGCAUCAGAUCCGGCGCUCGGUGCUAUUUGUCAUUUGGAGCACGUCCCGUGUGACGUGGCGAGAUUGCACGCCAAAGUUCUUAUCGGAAUUGGUCACUGGAUUCAAUACGAGAGUUUGAAUAUCAUCAUGAGUGAAAUUCCGCUACGAAGAGCAAAACUAUGAGCCGAGUACUUGCAAAGAUAUUUUUUGUGGUAUUCUGUUGCUUGUGUAAUGUAGUUUCGCAGCGAUUUCAAAACGCAAGUUAGGUUCUCUCCGCCCUAAAUAGACUAGGACUUUACGGAUGGGCAGGACCUGCCAUAUGUGCAAAGUCACCGUUUCAAUGGUAUGUCC
Messenger RNA from Suillus fuscotomentosus, 1349 nucleotides. RefSeq names its product Alpha/Beta hydrolase protein. The transcript has 5 exons. The coding region runs from base 426 to 1181 and encodes 251 amino acids. The record is from RefSeq and is a predicted model, not a curated record. NCBI's taxonomy places the organism in Eukaryota, Fungi, Basidiomycota, Agaricomycetes, Boletales, Suillaceae.